UGUGUGUGUUAACAGUUUGAUUUUGUUUACCUAUAAAUUAGCGGUAGGAGGGCAGGGCAGCUGUUGCAACGGGACUUCACCAUCUCAUCUUGCAGACCCGCACGGCCUCGAUCUCUUCUCCGAUCUCGCGGUGUGUUUGUCCGGUGCAGCUGCGGUUUGGUUUACCAGGUGUAUUCGGUGGAGCUGGAUGCAAAGAUGUCUGUGAAUGGAUCUCUGGUCAAUGGAAAAUCUGUGGAGCAUUUGGAUGUGAAUGCUUUCGAUCCGACGGCUCUGGUAGCGGAGCCGGUGCCUCCGGUGGUACUGCGGAAGGAUGGGGAUGGGGAGAAGAGGAGGGAGAUAGUUUUAGGGAGGAACGUGCACACCACGUGCUUGGAGGUGACGGAACCCGACGCCGACGACGAGUCAACCGGCGAUAAGGAGGCGUACAUGGCUGGUGUACUUGCGAGAUACCGCAAAACACUCAUUGAGCGGACCAAGCAUCAUUUAGGAUAUCCAUACAAUCUGGACUUUGAAUAUGGUGCUCUUUCUCAAUUGCAACAUUUUUCGAUUAACAACCUUGGUGAUCCAUUUAUUGAAAGUAACUAUGGUGUCCACUCGAGGCAGUUUGAAGUGGGUGUUUUGGAUUGGUUUGCUCGCUUGUGGGAAAUUGAGAAAAAUGAGUACUGGGGAUACAUCACAAACUGUGGCACUGAGGGAAAUCUUCAUGGAAUACUUGUUGGGAGAGAAGUUUUUCCCGAUGGAAUUUUAUAUGCUUCGAAGGAGUCUCACUAUUCGGUAUUUAAAGCAGCCCGAAUGUACCGAAUGGAGUGUGAAAAAGUUGCAACCUUGAUCACUGGCGAAAUCGAUUGCUCUGAUUUUAAAGCCAAGCUUCUUUGCAACAAAGAUAAACCGGCAAUCCUCAAUGUCAACAUUGGAACUACUGUUAAGGGUGCCGUCGAUGAUCUUGAUCUUGUCAUACAAACCUUGGAAGAAUGCGGAUUUUCGCACGAUAGAUUCUACAUUCAUUGUGAUGGAGCUCUCUUUGGACUCAUGAUGCCAUUUGUUAAAAAGGCACCCAAAGUUACAUUCAAGAAGCCCAUUGGAAGCGUCAGCGUCUCGGGCCACAAGUUCGUGGGAUGCCCGAUGCCCUGUGGCGUUCAAAUAACAAGGCUACAGAACAUAAAUGCGCUAUCGAGGAACGUAGAGUAUCUCGCCUCAAGAGACGCCACGAUCAUGGGAAGUCGAAACGGCCAUGCCCCGCUCUUCCUCUGGUACACUCUGAACCGAAAAGGCUACAAAGGGUUCCAAAAAGAGGUCCAAAAAUGCUUGAGAAACGCUCACUACUUGAAAGAUCGACUCCAACAAGCCGGGAUCAGUGCCAUGCUCAAUGAGCUUAGCAGUACUGUCGUGUUCGAGCGCCCCCGCAACGAAGAUUUCAUUCGCCGUUGGCAGCUAGCUUGCGAGGGAAACAUGGCGCACGUCGUCGUGAUGCCUAACGUCACAGUAGACAAGCUUGACGACUUCUUGAAUGAAAUAGUCGCAGCUCGAUCGAUCUGGUACAAAGAUGGCGCCGUUAAAGCCCCUUGUCUUGCAGAAGACGUUGGCCCCGGCAACUGCCGCUGCCCUUUUCACCAGUAAUGCUGGCGAUGUUGAUCGGUUUAUCGCCUACUACUAUCAUGUAUUGUAUCGAAAUACGUAUGCGUGUUAGAUUUUGUGUCAUGAAAGUUCGAUUAGUGGCAAAUUGUUCGUCUUUAUUCACUCA
Molecule: messenger RNA, 1741 nt
Organism: Andrographis paniculata
Lineage: Eukaryota; Viridiplantae; Streptophyta; Magnoliopsida; Lamiales; Acanthaceae
Product: serine decarboxylase
Exons: 6
Coding region: 196-1617 (473 amino acids)
Biological process (GO): carboxylic acid metabolic process
Molecular function (GO): pyridoxal phosphate binding; carboxy-lyase activity
Source: RefSeq, a predicted model, not a curated record